This is a messenger RNA of Cuscuta epithymum, 442 nucleotides long. Lineage: Eukaryota; Viridiplantae; Streptophyta; Magnoliopsida; Solanales; Convolvulaceae. The record is from the annotation of a GenBank genome assembly.
CAAAUAUAAAAAUAGACUUCAAAUUCUAUCCAAGGAAACCUCAUUCACCUUAUUUGGUCAAGUAUAUCUCCCAUAAUGAGUGGAGACAAACAGCACACCAAUUUGUGCGAAAACUGCUCAUGGUGGCCCUAAGUUGAUGGUAAUCAUGUCUUGUGAAGCUUCUCUCCAAGCUGGCCGGCCAAGGUCUAUUCUUGCUCCAACCAUAGAUGAGGUUGAUAAGGUCAACGAUUACAUGUUGAGCCAGAUAGAUUCAAAGUUAAAGACAUACCUAAGCUCAGAUUCAACUUCUUCAUCUCACUCAGAUAGUAAUGAUCUCUUGCAUGAGAUACAUUCUCAUGAAUUUCUUAAUGGUAUCAAAUGUUUUGGCUUGCCGAGUCACGAGCUGAAUCUGAAAGUUGGAGUUCCUGUGAUGCUUAUGAGGAAUAUAGAUCAUUCAUCUGGA